Messenger RNA from Leishmania major strain Friedlin, 1290 nucleotides. RefSeq lists its product as hypothetical. NCBI's taxonomy places the organism in Eukaryota, Euglenozoa, Kinetoplastea, Trypanosomatida, Trypanosomatidae. The record is from RefSeq and is a predicted model, not a curated record. The transcript has a single exon. The coding region runs from base 1 to 1290 and encodes 429 amino acids.
AUGGACCUGGACGCUUUCCUCAGCAAGAACAACAAGAAGAGCUCGAAGAAGGUGGCCAAGAAGUCCGCAGAUGAGGCAGCUCUUGGCGGUUUCGGGCUGGAGACGGUGCCGCGGGUGAGCACCGCCGCUGCGAAGCCCAUUACAGUGGCGAACACCGGUGGGAGCGACGCCUCAGCGGCUGCUGGCACCGCGUCACCCCUUCCCGCCCCUGAGAAGACCGUCGCAGCUCCAGUGGUUGCUGUAAACCUCAACUUCGCGGGCACCACGCGCAGCGCAAAGACGUGGGACGCGGUGAAGGCGUCACAGGACUCGAAGCGUCAGGAAGAAGUGCAGGCGGCGGCGGCGCGGAAGGCCAAGGAGGAGGCCGAGGCAGCGGAGAGAAAGGCUGCCGCCGGUGGCGACGACGAUGAGGUACAGUUGCCUGAGAGCUCCCCGAAGGAGACCAAGGUAGCGAAGUUUGUGGCACGCGGUCACCGCAAUGCGACCGGCGCUAUCGGCGGCGGAGAGGGCGGCGCUGCCGCCGCUGCGAGCGGUCGCUUCGCGCCGCACACGCAGGGGCUGAGCCUGGAGAAUCUGCCGACCCUUGAGGAAACCUUCGGCAACGCACGCAAGCCGUCACAGUCGACGGCUUCGCAGUCGCAGUCGCAGCAGCAGCCCAUGUCAUUGCCCUCUCAGGAGCAGAACGGCGAGUCCGCUCCGGCGGCAACUCCGCAGGAAUCCAGCUCAACUCCGACUUCUGCCACGGCGGUGGCGGGCAGCAACAAGUACGUCCCUCCAAGCAAGAGCAGCAGCACAAUGGAGUCCUCGACAACUUUGCCGUCAUCGCCGAUGCCCACGCGUGGCAGCGCUGGCGGCUCCUCUGCUGCCGCGUAUCGCCCUCCUUCCGGCAGCAGCGGUGUGUACAAGCCCCCCAGCAUGGGUGCCUACAGGCCGCCGAACGCGUCUGCUGGUGAGGCGUACAAGCCGCCGGCGCCGAGUGCUCCCAGCAGCGGUGCUGGGGCCUACAAGCCCCCUACUCCUGGUGGCGCGUCUGCCGGUGCGUACCGGCCGCCGGCCUCGACCGGUGAGGCGUACAAGCCUCCGAGCAGCGGCGGUGCUGGUGUCUACAAACCGCCGAGCGCUGGUAACAGCAAUGCUGGUGCGUUCAAGCCAUCUACAGCCGCCGGUUUCUCUGCUGACACAUACAAGCCGCCGGUGGCUGGUAGCGGCAGCAGUGCUGGUGCAUACAAGCCACCUAGCGCCGGGGGUUCGGCCGGCGUCUACAAGCCGCCGAGCAAGCGCGAGGCGUAG